This is a messenger RNA of Synchiropus splendidus (mandarinfish), 1922 nucleotides long. RefSeq names its product calcium modulating ligand (gene camlg). Gene Ontology annotation, biological process: tail-anchored membrane protein insertion into ER membrane. Bases 89 to 910 code for a protein of 273 amino acids. NCBI's taxonomy places the organism in Eukaryota, Metazoa, Chordata, Actinopteri, Syngnathiformes, Callionymidae. The record is from RefSeq and is a predicted model, not a curated record. The transcript has 4 exons. Gene Ontology annotation, cellular component: GET complex.
UUCUCGCUGCUCUGUUUACGCUCGUAGGCCUUUGAGACACCUGCGCUGCUUCUUCAUUCAUUCACGGGUGAGCGGGUUCCCACUGUACAUGGAGGCCACCGAGGAGAAGAUGAUGUCUGCGGCACAGAGACGUGCAGAGAUCCGGAGGAGGAAGCUGCUCAUGAACUCGGAGGACCGACUGAACCGAAUCGUGGGCUACACCAAGACCGAGUCAGACAACAACGGAUCCUCUCGACGUCCCACAGAACCUCGCUUCCACCUGGACUUGGACAGAACAGACGCCUGGUCAGCAUCAUCUUCGCUUUCACAGAGGUCGUCCCCGUUCCUGCAAGAAGCACCAGGUCCCGGCAGCAGCUCUGCCACUCCGGAGAGGAGGGACUCGCCUCUGCCCGAGGGUCUGGACGACCCCCUCCGACAGAGAGCCAGAGGGGAGAGGGUGGCAGAGGACGUCAGCGGAUCUCCUCGCAGAGGGCUUCAGACGUACCUGUCGAGAUUCGAUGAUGCCAUGAAGCUGCGUGGUCAGCUGGCCAAUGAGAAGCCAGCGCUGGAUGGGGGGUCAGACCCGGAAGAGUUUGAUCCUUUCAGGGUUUUCAGACUGGUGUGCAGCGUCCUCCUCGCUGUCUUUGUCCGAAUGUUUGUCUGCAAGUAUCUGUCAAUAUUUGCUCCGUUCCUCACCCUGGAGCUGGCCUUUAUGGGAUUAUCCAAGUACUUCCCAAAGGUGGAGAAGAAAACUCAGACCACAGUUCUGACCACGGCUCUGCUCCUGUCUGGUAUUCCUGCUGAGGUCAUCAACCGCUCCAUGGACACGUACCGACGCAUGGGCGACGUCUUUGCCGACCUCUGCGUUUACUUCUUCACCUUCAUCAUCUCGCAUGAAGUCCUGCUGCGAGUCGGCUCAGAGACUCCUUGACUCGGCGCCUGUGCUGCUGCUCUCACCUCGCUCCUGCUCCCAGGCUCGUGUGUUCCAUCGCUGACUGCCGUCGGGUGCCUGGUCAUGAGGCGCCUCUCCUGCAGGACUGGAGUGAUCUGGAUCAAAUGUGUCUUGAGAAUGUGAUGUGUCGUGCUGUGGUCAAACCCAUAUGUUUUUCACUGGCGCUGCUUCUACACUACAGAUGUGAAUUACAGGACGUGUUACAGGUUUGCUGUCAAGUGACCAGUUAAGUCUUUGUGACUCGACGCUUGAGGCUUCACUGACAUGAGAUUCAUUUCACUUCAGAUUUAACAACCAUACGAUCAUAGCUUUGCUUCUUUAUCCUUAGGUGUCCAUCUGAGUGACUCAACAGGAAGUUCAUGUUAGCUUUAGCAACAGACACUGCCAAGAUAAAGGGCUGUCAUAAACUCGACAGCGAACGUCGCACGCUCUGUAUUGGGCGGAGUUUCCGCGUCACAAUCUGACGCCAUCUGAGCUGAGAGCUGGUGGCCUUGUGUUGCUCUGACCUGUCUGGACUUCGAUGAGUCACCAGUGUUGGGUUGGGUAUGAGAUUUCCCAUCAACUCUUGCCUUGUCAAUAGCUUGCUAUCUAGAAUAAUCUCUGCCUUAAUGGGUUUUAGAACUUCUCUUUCUGCGUCUGCUGCAUUCUAUAUUCUAACUUUUCGUCCUCAUUUUUAUCCUUAAACGUACAUGGAAACUUCUAAUUUAGUAAGAUCAACACUUUAUGUUUUGACUGAUGUGCGCAGUGUUUGGAGGAUGAUGUCACUUGAUUUGCUCCAGUUUUAUCGACUGCUCAAUGAUUGAUCCGAUUGAAUGCGACUUUAAACAUCUGUACAGUAUUUCUGAUUGCAAAUUUAUUAUUUUUCAGUCCAUGUCAUCUUAUUUAUUAAAAUAUCUUCUUUUAUUUUUACUUUAUUCUUCCUCAAUUUCUGCCAUUUUGUUGGGUUCUGGGGUUCAUUACAUGUAAUAAUUGUGAGUUCUUGUGCAUAAAG